Fonsecaea erecta is the source of this 2313-nucleotide messenger RNA. RefSeq lists its product as hypothetical. Lineage: Eukaryota; Fungi; Ascomycota; Eurotiomycetes; Chaetothyriales; Herpotrichiellaceae. The record is from RefSeq and is a predicted model, not a curated record. The transcript has a single exon. The coding region runs from base 1 to 2313 and encodes 770 amino acids.
AUGGUUGCCUAUGCCGGUUUCCAGCUUGCACUGGAACUUUCAAGUGUCUUCCCUGUUAAGGAGCUCACUACUUCGGCAUUUACAGCGCUACUCAAUAUGGCCCGCGAGCUUCGCAAUUCAGGUUCUGAUAUUGUUGUUGAGGCUGACCUGGCAAGCGUGUUUGGAAGGGCUCAAGUUUCCCUUGAACUGGAGGCGGCAUUCAAGGCCAAAGUUCACAUCAGCACGGUCACGCCAUUGCACGAGGGUUCGGAGAUCCAGCUCCAGAACGGCCCUGGCCCAACCGUGAUCCGAGCAUUUCAAGAUUCAAAAUAUUUCGCAACCAUUGUCACUCUUUCGGCACUUUCUUUUUUCCUCCCGAGAGAAAAGCUUGCCAGAAUGAUCGCCACUGGUAUGGCCAAACGAUUCGAGGCUAAAGUGCCAGGAGCCUGCAGUCCUCCUGCGUACGAAGGCAUUGAAAGCACAUUGGCAGCUUGCUGUGCGCAGUGCGGCGAGUUCCAGUGGGCGCCAUAUCGUGAAAAAAUUGAACAGCGGCUUCGAGCUUCAAUGCAAAAUUACAAAUGGAAUCCCUAUUAUAUUCGACUCAGCCCUGCGGUCCUUCUGGGAGCUAUGGACUUCCUCUAUGCCGUGAAAAGCCUGCCAGCAGACAGAAUAAUCACAGUGUCGGAUCAGGGAGGAUUCAUACCUCUCACCAUCUGGGCGCACUACAUUUUGAAUCUAAAUGUUGUGAUCACUGAUCUUCCAUGCCCGGAUGUUGUCUUCGGUGAUGCCAAGGAACCUCAUGUAAUCAUUCGAUGGACCUGGACCGAACGCCCCGAUAGGGACGAGCUGUACUGGAGCGCGGACGGGGAUGAAGAAGGCCCCGAAAUCUGCCUCAAUGAGGCUGACAUGACCGUCCUUCUCGUUGCUAAACCAGAAGAUCACGACUCGGAGAUGCUCUACUCGGCCGAAAGGCACCCUUUGGCCGGGUAUGGCACGGUCUUCCUACGUCGCAGCCUGAAUGUCGAUACCAUCAUAAGUGAUGAUGCCGAGAUUUAUAAAGAGGUAGUAUGCUUUACCGUUGGAUUUGCGAUCGCCGCUUCGCAGAGAAUGGCUCGAGAGCUCCCAGACCCUGCGCCCAUAGGAGCGGAUGAAUUCGAGGAAACUGGACAAAAAAUUCAGUUGGAAGCAUGGAGAAUCAUGAACUCCGCUAAAUUGCUCUUCGAUGGCAUUCCCAUCGACCCGGCCGUUUGCUGGAUGUACGCGGACUUUCUAUCAAAACACCCCUUGUCUGAAUCCACACUGCCAUCAACCUUCAAUCCGUUCUUCGCGACAGUCCCGAGACACCGUCCUGAAUCCUCUCCGGAAGCACGGAUGGUACGACUGAUCGAAAGCACCACAAAACAUGUCUUGACCUUCGCUCAUGUCGUGGAGGUAGACAAAUGCGGGGAUGUGCCAAUAAUUCUGACCGACGACCUUACCCCCUUCUCAAACCUCAUACGUGAGAUGCGAGAGGGGACCGGUCGCCUGGGACUGGUCCGAUAUAAUGAGGUAUUCUAUGGGGUCGCCAAACUACUCUCAUCUACCGAGUUUUUCGCCCUUGACGAGAGACGCAGCUCUGUCGUCAACAAAUCUCUCUGCAGCGAUUUCGGGUGGUCUGUGCUGCUGAGCACGUAUGAUAACCUCGACCCAGGUGAUAUCCGGCCUGAGCUCGUCCACAUUCGCAAAGGUACACCCACACAUUCCAAAACAGGGCAAUGCAAAUCGCAGAUCUUAGAUGGAUCUGGUAUUGAAAGAACUACGGAGUCCUAUGUCUACCCCGUUGAGAGAGGACUAGAGUGCAUUCCCCGCACGUUCGCACACCACAUCUCUAGGAAAGAUUACUAUGUGACUCUUGCGUAUGAGUUCCAAGUCACCCUCUUCAUUUCAUUCGAGUCGACUCGUGAAUGGCAGGCACAUGGGGGCUCCAAGUCCUUCCAGCAAAGACUGGCCUAUUCCCAAAUGGCAAAAAAUUUGUUCAACACUCAUCUCACUCCACCAUGCAGCCACAAAGACCAUUCUUACCGAGAGCAGGCAAAGAAGAUCACGCUCGGUCCAGACGUGGCAGCACUGCUUAGCGGGUGGGAAGAAAUGGUGGAUGAUGAAACCAUGCCGGAGAAGAUCGUUAUUGUGUUGACGAAAGGGGACCGUUAUGCUCGCUGGCAUGCGAUCACAUGGUUGCCCAUUGGGGUGCAUACCUCGGGCCGUAAGAUAGCGCUACGGUCGCAUCAAUGUUGCGAAUCAUGUGCUCUUGACUACGUAGCCUCACAGAAGGGGAAAUGGUAUCUCAUUAUAUAG